CGAGCGGACCAGCGACUCAGCCCCUCGCAUUUGUUUUGAUACCCCAGAAUUUCUUUCAGUGACGCUCUUUUGCCAAUUGACCAGACUGAACUUUCAAAAUGGGUGGCCAAAAGACUGCUAUUCUGUCUGUAUACGACAAGACGGGUCUCCUUGACCUAGCCAAGGGCCUGCACGACAAUGGAGUCCGUCUGCUUGCCUCUGGCGGCACCGCGAAGAUGAUCCGCCAGGCAAACUUCCCCGUCGAAGAUGUCUCGGCCAUAACCCAGGCACCCGAGAUGCUCGGUGGCCGCGUCAAGACGCUCCACCCAGCUGUGCAUGGAGGAAUACUCGCCCGCAACCUCGAGUCAGAUGAGUCGGAUCUCUCCAAGAACAGCAUCGACAAGAUCGACUAUGUCAUCUGCAACCUAUACCCUUUCUCCGAGACAGUCGCACGCAUCAACGUUACCAUCCCGGAGGCCGUUGAGGAGAUUGACAUUGGUGGCGUGACUCUGCUACGGGCGGCUGCAAAGAACCACGCGCGCGUCACCAUCAUCAGCGACCCCAAGGACUACCAUGACUUCCUCACCGAGCUCAAGGACAACGGCGAGGUCACAGAGAAGAGCAGACAGCGGUACGCACUCAAGGCCUUUGAGCAGACUGCUGGCUAUGACAGCGCCAUCUCCGACUUCUUCCGCAAGAAGUAUGCCGGUGAGGGCGAGCAGCAACUGCCCCUUCGAUAUGGUGCGAACCCCCACCAGAAGCCUGCCACCGUCUACGCGCAGGAGUCACAAUUGCCCUUCAAGGUGCUGUGCGGCGCCCCGGGAUACAUCAACCUACUCGACGCGCUGAACGCGUGGCCUUUGGUGAAGGAGCUCAGCAAGGCGCUCAACUACCCCGCAGCUGCGAGCUUCAAGCACGUAUCGCCGGCCGGUGCCGCCAUCGGUGUGGAGCUCAGCGAGGAGGAGAGGAAGGUGUACAUGGUGGACGAUAUCGAGGGCAUCGAAAAGUCGCAACUGGCUCAGGCCUACGCCAGAGCACGAGGCGCCGACCGCAUGUCCAGCUUCGGAGACAUGAUCGCCCUGUCCCACGAGGUCGACGUGCCCACCGCAAAGAUCAUCAGCCGAGAAGUGUCCGACGGUGUCAUCGCACCCAAGUACAGCGACGAAGCUCUCGAGAUCCUCAAGAAGAAGAAGGGCGGAAAGUACCUCGUGCUCCAGAUGGACCCUGACUACGAGCCCGGCCCAAUCGAGACCAGGACAGUCUACGGUGUGAACCUCCAGCAGCACCGCAACGACGCAAAGAUCGUCCCCGCAGAGACAUUCAACACCGUCAUUGUGCCCAAGAACUCCAGCCCUCUCCCUGAGUCCGCAUUGAGGGAUCUGACUGUUGCUACCAUUGCGCUCAAGUACACGCAGUCGAACAGUGUGUGCUAUGCACUCAACGGCCAGGUCAUCGGUCUCGGUGCUGGUCAGCAAUCACGAAUCCACUGCACCCGUCUCGCCGGCGACAAAGCCGACAACUGGUGGAUGCGCUUCCACAGCCGCACGCUCAACCUCCAGUGGAAGAAGGGCACCAAGCGCCCCUCCAAGUCCAACGCUAUCGACCUCCUCUGCAGCGGCCUCAUCCCAGACUCUGGCAUCGAGCGCGACGACUUCGAGUCGUAUUUCGAGGAGGGCCAGGUGCCGCAGCCAUUUUCCGCUGAGGAGCGCAAGGAGUGGCUCUCCAAGCUCACCGGGGUCGCCGUCAGCUCAGACGCCUUCUUCCCCUUCAUCGACAACGUGUUCCGCGCCGCACGCAGCGGCGCCAAGUACAUUGCGGCGCCGACGGGUUCCCAAAACGACAGCGCGGUUAUGGAGACGGCGGAAAAGUCAGGGAUCACGUUUGUGGAGCAGCACAUUCGAUUGUUCCAUCACUAAAUAGGUGGAGAGUGUGGAGGUGGAGAGGGAUAUGUAACGACAUUACGGUGCAACGAACGAUCUGCGGCUUCAACCGCCGUUUGGUAACAUAGAUAGACAGAUAGCGGACAGGUAUUGGAGGAGAACCCCAAAAGCUAUUUUUUUUUCAGACCC
This is a messenger RNA of Paraphaeosphaeria sporulosa, 2048 nucleotides long. RefSeq names its product AICARFT/IMPCHase bienzyme. Gene Ontology annotation, molecular function: phosphoribosylaminoimidazolecarboxamide formyltransferase activity; IMP cyclohydrolase activity. Gene Ontology annotation, cellular component: cytosol. The transcript is spliced from 3 exons. Gene Ontology annotation, biological process: 'de novo' IMP biosynthetic process. NCBI's taxonomy places the organism in Eukaryota, Fungi, Ascomycota, Dothideomycetes, Pleosporales, Didymosphaeriaceae. The coding region runs from base 99 to 1895 and encodes 598 amino acids. The record is from RefSeq and is a predicted model, not a curated record.